Molecule: messenger RNA, 625 nt
Organism: Gaeumannomyces tritici R3-111a-1
Lineage: Eukaryota; Fungi; Ascomycota; Sordariomycetes; Magnaporthales; Magnaporthaceae
Exons: 2
Coding region: 350-625 (91 amino acids)
Source: RefSeq, a predicted model, not a curated record
UGAGACGCGACCCGUCGUCUGCAGUCUCUGGAUUUGAUGAGCACAGCAGCUACCAAGCAGCCGCUGUAAUGCGGCCGAAUCUCCAGGUGAGACGGAUCGAUAGACAGAGAGGCGCCUAGGGGUAGGCCGGUUGAUGAAGUAGGGAAGUGUGUCGGUCGGCUAGAGUCUGGCUUCUGUCGGAUUGGAUUCGAUUGGAUUGCGUUGGAAGCAGAAGGAAAAGAGGGGAACAAGCGUCGCGUUAUGCAAACAGGCAGUCCAUCACCUCGAAAGACCCACCAGCUCGUCGCUCAUGUUGGCCUUCCAUGAAGAAACAGAGUGAGAGGUGGCAGGAAGCGAAUGGAGGCGGCGGAUGGAGGGAAAGAAAGGAGAGAAGAGAGGGAAGGGUUGGCAGUCAAGAAAUUCCAUGCCCGGAAGCAGCAGUGCGCACGCGGGCAACAUUGGCCAGCUGAAGUCGGCAGGGACUAGAAGGCCAGAGAGCCCUUUAUCUCCGUUGGCAGGCUCCAAGUCGCAGGGUGGUCUGGCGCUGGCACUGUGUCUGCCACGGAACCCGCUGCGCGUGAACUUGGCAGACUCGUGGCGGUCGCAGACCACGUCGAAGUGCUGGGUGGGGGCAGCUCAGUCCUGA